Messenger RNA from Nerophis lumbriciformis (worm pipefish), 486 nucleotides. The record is from RefSeq and is a predicted model, not a curated record. NCBI's taxonomy places the organism in Eukaryota, Metazoa, Chordata, Actinopteri, Syngnathiformes, Syngnathidae.
AUGGAUCAGACAGAAGCAGCGUCCGGCGAUGUGGUGUUGGAAUUUAAAGAAGACGUGGCACUGACGGAGAAAAUGCGUCUUCGCGUGUCGUCCCUCCAGCGCUCGGGCCAAAAGCGCCAGGACGGCGAGCGACUUCUGCUGCCCCACGAGGCCGUCUACCGACUAGAUUUCGGGCAUCAGGAGCUGAGCUUCCUUCGCUGGAACGUGUCGCUGGUCGGGAGCGGGCGCGUCACGAUCACGGGCAUUUCGCAACACUGGACGCCCGACCUGACCCACCUGAUGACGCGACAGCUCCUGGAGCCCGUCGGCACCUUCUGGCGCGGCCCUGACGACGACCUCAAGUGGCUGGAGGCCGACGUGCAAGAGUUUGGCGAGAGGAUCGCCGAACUAGCCAAGGUGCGCAAGGUCAUGUACUUCCUGUUCGCUUUCAAGGACGGCGCCGAGCCGCCCCAGCUGCAAUGCUCGCUGGCUUUUACCGCAUGCUGA